Molecule: messenger RNA, 530 nt
Organism: Acaulospora colombiana
Lineage: Eukaryota; Fungi; Glomeromycota; Glomeromycetes; Diversisporales; Acaulosporaceae
Source: the annotation of a GenBank genome assembly
GCAGCGAUUGUCCCUGUGGAUCCUACGAGUGCAUGUAUCGCCCCUAUUCAGUCAGGCGGGAUUCUCGAUGGGAAGAAGACGAUCAUUACCGUCCACAGUCUCUUUAUCGUCGGUUCCCCCGUUUACGGAUUCUCACUUUGCAGCCAAUCGAUUAUUUAUCUCUACACUUUUUAGAACCUAUGAAAGGUGUAAAAGCGCUCUCUAUCAUUGUUUGGAGUGGAUCACACCGAUAUUCAGACGAAUUUUUGCGCAAUGCGUCUCAGCUGACACACCUAGAUAUAAAGCAGUUGAGCCCAUUGUCUAGCUGGUCAGUCAAAGCAUUUACGCUCCCACAACUGCAGUAUCUGAGCGUAAACCUUUGCAUCGAUCCUCUGGAGAACAACGAGGGAAUACCACUAGAGGGAUGGACCUUUCCAAGUUUGCGGACGCUUGAAGUGGACGUUGCAGUUGCAGGCGUGCUUCCGUUGAUGGGUAUUUUGGACCGGCACGGGCCCCAGACGGGAUAUGGGAUCGCGUGCAUCCCAAGCUGA